Molecule: messenger RNA, 504 nt
Organism: Andrographis paniculata
Lineage: Eukaryota; Viridiplantae; Streptophyta; Magnoliopsida; Lamiales; Acanthaceae
Exons: 2
Coding region: 1-504 (167 amino acids)
Source: RefSeq, a predicted model, not a curated record
AUGGUUUGGCAGCAUCAGUAUCGCAAUAAAGGCUUCCAGAUAUAUUCUGAGUUAAUCAUAUGUCUUUUGCCUGCCGAACAAAAUACUGAAUUUCUGUUGCAAAAUCAUGAAUCUCGGCCAACAGAUGCAAAUCUAUUUCCAGAGGCAAAUACAAUACAACCACCAAAUCCAGUGCAUGGUCGUGGGCAAGUCAAAAAUCACUCAAUUGAUUGCGAUCGAAAUCACAAUCGCGGACAGGGUCGAACAAACAGGUUCAACACCGGGAGAAAUAGAAACAAUGACGAGGAAUGCACCCGGUGUGGAAUCAAAGGCUAUUGGGCCCAUGUUUGUCGCACAGACAGUAAUUUGGCUAAACUGUAUCGGGCCUCAAAAGAAAGGCAUGGAAAAAUUGCCCCCGAAACAAAUCGCGUUGCCCACGAUGACACAUUUGAUGAUGUGAUGAAUGAAAAUAUCACGCACCUGGAUGUCGAUGAUCUGCUUGACAUAGCUGAUGAUGUUAAAUGA